GUAUAUAUACAUAUAUAUUGAAGACUAGUAAGGAUGUUUUGUUGCAUAGUCAAAAUGAAAUUUUUCCUCUUACUAGUUUUGUAUAUUUGUUUAGGUGUGUUAAUUUUCGUAACAGCCAAUCCAACGCACAAGCUGAAUGAAGAAAUGAAAACAUUAACUAUGAAAAGAAAUGAUUUAAUAUUACGUGGCCCUAUAUAUAGACAUUGUACUCAUGAAAGCUGCUGUCCUUAUUCUGACAGUUGCUGUGAAAACGAUUUAAAAUGUUGUACUGUUAAAGGAAGAUAUCAUGUUCUGGAUUGUGGCGUCUUGUUUUUGAUCCAAUAAUAAUAUGAUAUCCGCAUUUGAUCACAAACUGGAUUUAAAAAAAUUAAAUUGGAUUCCAUCAUCUCAGUUACAGUAUUCUGAUUCUGUAAUUCUGAUAGCAUCUAAAUAAAUUUGUUUAAAUGAGUACAUUGUUUCAUAAAUUAUUUUCAAAUCCUUUUCGUGAAAAAUAA
This is a messenger RNA of Nezara viridula (southern green stink bug), 494 nucleotides long. The record is from the annotation of a GenBank genome assembly. NCBI's taxonomy places the organism in Eukaryota, Metazoa, Arthropoda, Insecta, Hemiptera, Pentatomidae.